Molecule: messenger RNA, 1467 nt
Organism: Danaus chrysippus (African queen)
Lineage: Eukaryota; Metazoa; Arthropoda; Insecta; Lepidoptera; Nymphalidae
Source: the annotation of a GenBank genome assembly
AUGGUCGGGGCGCCGGUAAAAUUGGGCUCUGUUUUGUCUGUUUGUAUAAUUUUCUACGCUACAUAUUACAAGAAACAUGACAUAGAAGAUUUAAGAUUGUCUCCGGUGAAGGAGAAUUUGCUGUCUCUGGAGGUAGAGAAUAGAGUUGCUUCAGGAAUAAGCCAACCAAAGGUCGCUCUUGGCUAUGGAGCGUGUCAUGACCUCUUCGUGAACGCAACGUCAUUGUUAAACGCAAAAGACUUGUCGGGUGAACCGGGACAUUUUAGUGAAAUAACGAAUAAAGAAACAUUUCUGAAAAGCUUCACAUAUUUCUUCAAACAUGGAGCAGCUGCCGAACGAUUCAUGUCAAAUAGUGAACUCUAUGAUGAACUUGUCGAACAAGCUUUGAAACUACCAGACACAAGAUGGGCCAUCGGAGGGAAUGCUCCUCUAAUGGCAAAGAGGUUUUUCAUUGAAGGCUGGAAAGUAUUGCUGGGCGGUAAAAUGAGUAAAAAGUUGAAAUCAUACAUUCCAAAUGAAAUACAAAUAGUUGGUGAUGAUAAAAACGAGGAUGUUAAAGACGAUGUUCAUAUGAUAUUAGAGUAUAGGGCAGAUGAAAUAUUUGGCUCAUACAAGUCCCCUCGGGCAAAUAGAUUUAUAAUGCACAACGAUGAGAACAAUCCUCUCUUAACUUCGCUUGAGAAAUUAGGUGAAAAUUUACCCAAAUUUAGUCCCAACCUGCUAGUUAUUAGUGGAUUGCAAAUGAUGGAUAAUUUUCCAUUCAAACAGAAUGGUAAAGAUUUAAGACUAGAAAGACUGAAUUUAGUUAAGGAGCAAAUUUUAUCACAGCCAUUGGAUACUUUAACUCAUUUCGAGAUGGCAAGCUAUGUUGACCUGGAGCUGCUGUUACACCUCACAACUAGAGUAUUGCCAUUCGUUGACUCGGUUGGAAUGAACGAACAGGAAUUAUCAAAUCUCUGCAGUGUGCUAGAACAUGGGAAGGUUAUUGUUGUUGCCGACUCAAAUCCCAGGGUAGCUACAGCAUUAGAUCAAAUGCGCAAAAUAUUCCAUCUAACAAGAAAACUGAACAAGGAACAUGAUAGCAGAAGAAAAUUGACUAGAAUACAUGUACAUACUCUGGCUUACCAAGCAAUAUUGACGGUCAAAAACUCUGAUUGGAAACGGACAAAAGCAGCGGCAGCUAAAGCUUCACUGAUAGCCCAUAGAUAUGUGUGUAACGAUCAAAAUAUUGACUUAGACAAGAGUAAACUGUUGCUCGAUGACAGUUUUUCAACGACAACCCAUAAUAAUAAUAGUCGAGUGUUCUUUGAGCCGACAAAGCCAGUAUCAUGUUGGGAAGAAUUCCUCGACGGUGAACAAGUUGAUAUUUGUGUGGCACCUGUACUUAUCUGCACGGAAGCACAACUUACUGCAGGUGCAGGAGACAAUAUAUCAGCGGCCGGACUCGUCUUGCAAGUUGAGAAAUAA